This is a messenger RNA of Branchiostoma belcheri (Belcher's lancelet), 6839 nucleotides long. RefSeq names its product sushi, von Willebrand factor type A, EGF and pentraxin domain-containing protein 1-like. The record is from RefSeq and is a predicted model, not a curated record. NCBI's taxonomy places the organism in Eukaryota, Metazoa, Chordata, Leptocardii, Amphioxiformes, Branchiostomatidae. Bases 376 to 5844 code for a protein of 1822 amino acids. The transcript has 28 exons.
UUGCACACGCAGCAAGAAAUGUUUCACCGAUUGAGAAAUGUUUGUCUCGGAAGCCCCCUUGGUUCCCACAGGUUAUACAUGGACGUCAAAAGUCAGAAGGUAGCAAGAACAUAUUGCUAUAUCAAGAGAACUGAUAUCAACUAUUUGGACGUUGGACGGAACCUCCUUGCCUAGAUAUCGUGGUGAAUCCCCAUUCUCGCAGACAAAAGGCUGUCUUGUAAAACAUUGGCAAUGUUGUGACAAACGAGGACGUAAACACCCAUGUUGCUCAAAAUGUGGCAGUGCAGGACAAGGGAGGGUUUUUGUCUGUUCAAUUCUCAAUUUAGUUCGUACAUCGAAAACAGUCACCAGGUUGGAAGACUCUAAUGUGUUUUCAUGCACCUGCCCCAGCACCGGGGCCCUGUGUUUUCUACCGACCGCUGCAAGGGUAGCAUCGACAUUAUGGAUUCCUGUUGGAAAGGGAUUCUGUGUUGCUUGCUUCUAGAGGUAAGCUUGUUUGGUGUGCUUGGUUUGUCGUUAAAUUUCUCUAACGGUACCCACGUCUGUGUACUGGACAUAGAGCGUUUCAAUGAAGAACAGGAACAGUGCCUGAUCGCGAACAGUUCGUUUGUGUUUGCCAUCGACGUUUCUGUGAACCGCUUACUUUGGGCUGAAUUCGACUCUGGUAUGAUUUUUCGUGGGAGCACUGCCGGUGUGAACUCCACAGAAACAGUUGCUGAAGGAUUCAAGACUUACGGUAUUUCGUACGACGCACAGUUUGGCAGCUUGUUCCUUACCGACGACAAGAAUAACCGAGUGACAGUAGCAGACGUGUCGACCGGUAAAACAAGCGUACUAGCCUUCUCUGGCGUGGAAGAACCCCGCGGAAUCGCCCUGCACAAGCGCCUUGGAUAUGUGUUCUGGACACAAUGGGGCCAGUACCCAGCGGUGGAACAAGUAACUACAGUCGGCACUAGCCGCACCACGAUUGUCGGCACGGACAUCAUCCUGCCGACUGGAAUCUCGGUAGAUGAAACCAAAGACAAAAUAUACUGGGUAGAUGGAGCAAAGGGUACAGUCGAGUCCUGCCUAGUGACAGGAGAAGACAGACACAUUAUCUAUGAGAGUGCUGGGUCUCAGCCACUUGACAUUGUGGCCUACAAAGGAUGGCUCUUCUUCUCCGAGGCAGGAAGGAUUGUACAACUGAACAUUACGACUCGGCAGGCGGUAACACGACACAUCGGCGGCACGGCGUACAGUCUUGCGGUGGACUCCAGUGACGAUGCUUCGAAAAAUCGUUCAGCUGGAAUGUGUCCUGAUUGCAGCGGACUUUGUGUGAGGCAGUUUGAGACGACGGCAACGUGCAUCUGUGAAGCAGGAAAGACAUUUCAGGAGGAUAAAAACAUCUGCGUUGAGGGUGGAGAUGUUCUUUUGAUUGCUGACGACUCGAGACUCCUUUCUGCGUCGUUGGAUAGUUCCUCUCCAUUUGUCGAUUUGCCAAUACCCGGUCUGGAGUCUCCCGUGGCUGUUGCUUACAACCCCAAGGACGCACAUCUGUACUGGACAGACCCAGGAGCAGGAACCAUCUGCCAAUAUAGUUUCAGUAGCGAUGAGUUCACAGUGCUGGUGACAGAUAUAGAUACACCAGAUGGAUUAGCUGUAGACGGGGCUUCGUCCAACAUCUACUGGACCGAUGCGGGACGGAGAGUGAUAGAAGUCAGUAAGUUGGACGGAUCAGACCGUAAAGCUCUCAUCACCACGGGGCUACGGGAACCAAGGGCUAUCGUGGUCCAGGCAUCAAUAGGAUUUAUGUUCUGGACGGACUGGGGCAAACCUGCGGCCAUAGAACGUGCCGCCAUGGAUGGAACGGAUCGCCGGGUCAUCGUGUCAACAGACCUGGUGUGGCCUAACGGUCUCGCCAUUGACCUCAGCAACAGCCACCUCUACUGGACAGACGCUUACCUGAACAAGAUUGAGGAGGCGAACCUGGAUGGGCAUGAAAGACGAGUUGUGUACGGCGACAGGUAUGUCUGGCACCCAUUUGAUAUCGCCCUAGCUGGAAACAGCUUGUACUGGUCUGACUGGUGGACAAAGACCAUUUUAAAAGGGACCAUUAGUGGCCUCGACCGACCGACAGCAUUCGGUGGAGGAGGGCUAAAGAAACCGAUGGGUAUUGCAAUUCGACGAGUCAACCAACGGACAGGAGACAGUCUCUGUACCCAGAACAAUGGCGGGUGUAGCAACCUCUGUCUGCCGACCCCCUCUGGCAGGACCUGUGAUUGUCCAACGGGAACGAUUAUUUCAUCUAAUGAUGCAACUACAUGUGAAGGAGUUACCAGGUGUCCGUCUCUGUUAGCGCCUGAACACGGUAGCAUCAGCUCCUGUCUUAACGUAGAAGGGCACAACUGUGACUUCCAAUGUCAAAUGGGGUACAGUCUAAUCGGGUCAGCUCGACUUACCUGCCAACAUGAUGGAGACUGGGACUUCGAAGCACCGAUGUGCGAAAGGACACUAUGCCCAACACCACCUACGGAAGCGGGUCAGCAAGUUACCUGUGCUACCGCUGGUACACACUACUAUGGCACGAGAUGCACCGUGUCGUGUCAGCUAGGGUAUCGGCCUUCUGAGAAAGAGCAGGACAUAGUCUGUCAAUCAGACGGCAGUUGGACUACGUCAAACCUUCAUUGCACAAUGGUGACUUGCCCGCCUCUCACUGUCCCAAAUCAUGGAAGGAUUUCACCCAGCACCUGCACAACAUCCGCAACCUACGCUGAUGUCUGCGCCUUUUCCUGUGGAGAAGGUUACGUGGAGGAGGGCCCGACCUUUGCGACGUGUUUACCAACAGGAGAGUGGGAUGCAAACAUAACUCUGGUAACAUGUAGAGAUAUAGCGCCUCCAGACUUUAACAACACCUGUACAACCGAAGACGUGGUCGUGACCGCUCCCUACGGGACGGCGGCAGCAGUUGUGGACCUGACCGAGCUCGGCAUUACAGCUAUUGACAACUCUGGGGAAACGCUUGACAUGUCCGUCUCCGGCCAGAUGGAUGAAUAUCCUCCUGGAACUCACUACGUCACGUUUUCAGCGACGGAUGGGCAGGGAAACGUGGGGCAAUGCCAGAUCCGUAUUGUUGUAAAAGUGAAAAUGUGCGCUGCUCCAACACCACCUGACCAUGGCACUGUGUCGGAGACGUGUGAAACCCACUGGGGGAGCAGCUGUGACGUGGUAUGUGAUCAUGGGUACAUGGUCGCACGGACAACGUCAACAGUUAUGACCUGCGAAGUUCGAGAUGGCGUCUUAUCCUGGAUGGGCAACGCCUCAUGUGUUGAGGUAACCUGCCCACCUUUGACCAUGGAUGAGGCUGCCGGUAUCUCGUAUCCUGACUGCCGGACGGGAGAAGAACAGCCAGUAGGGACGGUCUGUGCGCUCGCCUGUGACAGCGAACAUCACAUCGCCGCUCCCGGGUCUGUACACAGGAUGGCAUGCCUGCCAUCUGGGACAUGGGAUAGGAACUUUACCUGUAUUGGUCCUACGUGUACCGGCCUGAUGCCGCCAGUUGAUGGACAUGUCAGCCCAGCUUCCUGCACCAACACUAGCAGAUUUAGGGAGGUUUGCGAGUUUAAGUGCCAGGAGGGUUAUCACCUGAAUGAGUCCUCCAGAGUUACGUGUACGGCUGAUGGCACCUGGAUGCCAGAUGUGAGCCCCGGCUGCUUUGAUGUGGCUGCACCAACGUUAGGAGAGACGUGUCCAGAGGAGACCAUACGGGUUAUCCAAGACCCUUGCACCGGCCAAGCCACUGCCUCAUGGACAGCGCCAACCUUCCUGGACAACAGCGGAUCUGUGACGGUGGAAAAACCUGUGGUCUCGUCACCCACUACAUUUCCUGUUGGAGAACACCAACUUCGGUACAAGGCGACGGACCCUUCUGGCAACACAAUGGAGUGCGUCAUUAAUGUCGAAGUUCAAGGAGUAUCCUGUGUCCCGCCAAGCAGUCCCCCAAAUGGGGUUUUGUUGAGACUCAGCUGCGGUAACCAGCUGGGUUCAGCGGCGGUGUACAACUGCCACGAAGGGUACAGUAUAGUGGGCUCGUCUGUCAGAGAGUGCCAGGCAGACGGGAGAUGGAGCGGGGAACAAACACGAUGUGAGGUGAAGACCUGUCCACCACUCCGACUACCCGACCAUGGAGAGUUCCAGCCGCCUGCAUGUACAGAAGGUGCCGUGUUCUUCAACACACAGUGUAGCCUGACGUGUGACUGGGCAUUCGAACUGCGUGGGGCGGAGGGUUCUUCAACGUUGUGUCGUUCCGAUGGGGAAUGGUCUCUUGACAUGGCAAACGUAACCUGUGAAGAAGUACCACCUCCUGACUUCGGCUCUACGUGCCCAGCAGAUAUGACCUUACCAACUGAUGCUGGAAAAUCUACCGCUAAUGUGGCAUGGGCCGUGCCAGAAGCUGUAGAUGGGCACCGCGCUACAUUGAUCGUGGAUGUUAGCCCUGCUGGUACAGUUCCACCACGGGAGUUUACGCCUGGGGUCCACACAAUACGCUACAACACAAGGGACUACUUUGGUAGGACAGCGGGGUGCAGCUUUACUGUGACUGUUGAAGACAAUGAACUCCCCAUUGCCACAUACUGCCCACAGUCAACAACUAUCUACGAUGCAGAAGGAACACUGACGUACAGCAGACCAAUCUGGGAGGAUAACGUAGCUGUGGUGUCGCAGACAUGUGAUCCUGAACCCAACACCAACCAUGACUUCAGCGAAAAAACAGUCACAUGUAAAGCAUACGAUGCUGCAGGGAAUGAAGGAGAGUGCUUGUUUACAAUCAACAUUCAAGGUAACCCAUGCCUUCCACUUGACGCUCCUGACAAAGGAGCUGUUUCGUGUGACAACUUCCUGUCAGGAACCACGUGUUCGCUGUUCUGCCAGGAUGGGCACUCAUUCGCCACGCCGCCAAACGAUGUCUACAUUUGCCGAGAUGGAGGGCACUGGGCUCCGCCACCGCCUAGAAAUUUGAAGUGUUCAAGCGCAAAAUACAGUAGAGAGGUCAGAAGUCAUGGUCACCUGACGUUUUACCACUUCAGCGGAGAUUGUGAUUCGGUAGACACCCAAAAUGAAAUUAAGGAAAAAUUCGUGGGCAAUCUAAUGGACUCAGUUGUUGGUGCGAGUAUUUGUGCUUCAGGCUUAUGUACCAUCGAUAACGUUAACGUCAUUUGUGGACAGGACAGACGUAAAAGGCAGGCGGAAGAUAGGGUGAAACGAUUAGAAAGAGGCGUAUUUGAUAGUAGCUUCAAUGUUGAAUUUACCAUUAUUGUGAGCUUGAACAAAACAAACGAAAACACCACACAUGAGAAGUUCGAUCAAGUCUCUUUCCUGACCGAAAGCGUAGAUACACUAUCAGAGUUGGUUCAGGAUGUGGUAGAGUCAGGUAACUUCACUCUCCGUGUGUGGUGGGACGUCGUACAGGCGGAUUCACUACAGAUGGAACCUGCGGAGGCCACGUGCGACGUUGGCUACGUUAAGAGGGGGAACGGCACAUGCGUUGCCUGUCCCGUGGGAUCACUAUUCAACACCACAACACUGCAAUGUGAGGAGUGUGAAGUAGGGGCCUACCAGAACAGGGAGGCCCAGACGAAAUGCCUCCCGUGUCCGAACAAGCAGACAACAACUGGAACAGGUGCCCACCAAGUCUCGAUGUGUCUAGGUGGUGAGUAUGGGGAUAGUGCCGUCACCAUUGCCGUAUUGGGAGCAUUAUUUACUUUCUUCGCCAUCGCUGUGCCGUUUUUGUGGUGCAUACCAACAAGGAGUCACCAGAACAAAGUGAUGGAUAGUAGAACAGACAUCUCACUCACUCAUUUUGGAUAAGGCUAGUUUUCAAGGAUUCUACAACACGCUUUUAGCAUACUUAAGCAAUAGUUUUGUGAAAUAGGUACAAUACUCAUGCGGAAUGCUAAAAGAGAAGUCGAGUAAUCAUCACUCAACCCUAAGGGUAAUGCGGCAUCUUUUUAUACCCUAAUACUGGCCCCCUUGUAAGACGCGCAGUUGCUUCAGUCUGAAAAAUGCAUACAACUGCACUAUAUAAUAUAUAGAUUUACCUAGCACACAAAGAUUCCAACUGAGAAUUUUCCCUUUACCGUGUCUCUGUUCAUAUUACAUGUAACCUGGCGUUUGACAAAAAAGCAUAUUAGUCGGCAUUUCGAAUGUAAAGUGUGUCUUCUGUUUUUCAUCCAGAUGUUUCGCUUUGGAAAAAUUUUUUAACACAAAUAACCUAAUCUUUCAUAAAUUAAAGCAUGGCGAAUGCAUGUGCACUAGGUAUGGACAUGAAUAUUUAUUCGAGUGAUUAGAGCUCAAUGUUCCUUUCAUGAGCCCAGGACAACCAGCUAGGGGUGCAAAAUUUAUCUGUAAAGCAAACUUUUAUACUACUGAAGCGAUGUCGGAAAAGCGCUGUGAAAUGGUGAGUCCACGAGGGUGAUCACUGUUUGGAUACGUCUGUACCGGACUUAACAAGCAACAGAAUAAAAAUGGGUUUACGACUAAGCAGAUAGCAUCCACUUCUCAAAUCUGUACUGCGUAGCAAAUAUUGUUAAAUGUCGAUUUGUGUGCUACGGGAAAGAAUUUUCUGGUGAAAGGAGUAGGACCAUUCAAGCAUACACUUGCACGUACUGUCCUAUUAACAGUUGGCUAAGAUAAGCGUGCUGUUGUUGUUGUUUGUUGUUGAUGCAAAUAUAUAAUGUUGAUAAUGAAAAUAAAGAGUUUUUUAUUCAACCUACCAUACCUUGAUGACGUAGAUUUCUUAUAGAAGAUAACUUUUUUUGCCAGACUGCUUUAUUCUGACGUUCGAAUCAGUUUUUGGGGUCUUA